AUGAGCAACUACAACAACACUGUGGUGACAGAGUUCGUCCUUCUGGGUUUCCCAGAGCUGUGCCACCUACAAGGGCUGCUAUUUGGGUUAUUCCUAAUCAUCUAUGUGGUGACCGUGCUGGAGAAUUUGGUCAUCGUGGGCACUAUCGGCACUAGCCGGCAGCUACACACUCCCAUGUACUUCUUCCUGGUCAAUCUGUCUGUGCUGGAGACCCUCUACACCACGGUCACAGUGCCCAAGCUGCUUGCUGGCCUCCUCGCGGGGAGGGCCAAAACCAUCUCCUUGUCAGGGUGCCUCACUCAGCUGUUCCUCUUCCUUUCCCUGGGCUCCUCUGAGUGCUUCUUACUGACGACCAUGGCCUGUGACCGGUACCUGGCCAUCUGCCGCCCCCUGCACUACCCAGCCAUCAUGGAUUCAAAGCUAUGCCUGCAUCUGGCUCUCAGUGCCUGGCUUGGGGGCUUUUUAGCCUCCUUCGUGUCCACAGCUCUCAUCUCCCGCCUCAGGUUCUGUGGCUCCAAUGCCCUUAACCACUUCUUUUGUGAUGUGUCACCCCUCUUGCAACUUGCCUGCUCAGACACCUCUGCCAUCGAAACGCUGGACUUUGUGGCCGCUCUGGCGGUGCUUGCCAGCUCUCUGAUCGUGACCACGGUCUCCUACGCCCACAUCCUUGCCACUGUCUUGAGGAUCCCAGGAGGGGCCGGCCGCAGGAAGGCCUUCUCCACCUGUGCCUCCCAUCUGGUGGUGGUCUUAAUCUUCUACACCACCACCACCUUCAUGUAUGCCCGGCCUCAUGCCAUAAGCUCCUUCGACCUCAACAAGCUGGUGUCUGUGAUUUACUCAGUUGUGACUCCCCUGCUGAACCCUAUAAUCUACUGCCUGAGAAACCGUGACAUCAGGGAGGCGCUCACCAAGCUCCUCCAGUCUCUCAGGUUCCCCUGA
Messenger RNA from Acomys russatus (golden spiny mouse), 939 nucleotides. RefSeq names its product olfactory receptor 6-like. The record is from RefSeq and is a predicted model, not a curated record. Gene Ontology annotation, molecular function: G protein-coupled receptor activity; olfactory receptor activity. Gene Ontology annotation, cellular component: membrane. The transcript has a single exon. Gene Ontology annotation, biological process: G protein-coupled receptor signaling pathway. NCBI's taxonomy places the organism in Eukaryota, Metazoa, Chordata, Mammalia, Rodentia, Muridae. Bases 1 to 939 code for a protein of 312 amino acids.